CAGUCAGCCAAACACUAUAUACAGCACUGUUGAACAGGCAUUUACAACUUACAAUAAUUUUAUUUGUAAUACGGAUAUGUAAUAUUCAUUUGGAUUCGAAUAUAUAUGAAGCCAUUAAAUAGUUAUACAUAAUUUGAAACUGUUGGCGUAACACAAUUUUCAUUCUUUUCGAAUAACGUUUCUUUCCGUUAAAAUUGUAGGUGUAUACAAUUAACAAUACAUUGUGAUGUUUGGGAAAAAUCUAAAUAAAAUUAGUGUUUAAGUGUGGUGCAGUAGUUUAUUCCUUAUGAAAUAGAUAUUUGGUGAUAUUAGUGAUAAUGAAUACGCGAGUGUUGUCCGUGUUGAUGUGGAAACAUGCAAUGGUUAGGAAACGAAGGUUUAUCCAGACAGCUGUGGAAUUUGCGUCACCUCUCAUGUUUUUCUUAUUGUUAUUUGCUUUCAAAAAUCAACUGAUACGAAAGCCUUCUGCAGAACAAAGAGACCCAGUGGCCAACACGGAAGUAGUGCCUAUGACAGAUUUCCCGGCUCCCCGAUGGAUCUUGUUCUACCCUGACACACCGCUUACCGAAACACUAAUGGAUGAAGUGGGCCUCAAACUUAAAAUGAAGAAGCUUAACAAGUUUCCUGAUUACACCGUAAGAGGAUACUUCCCCGCUACAAAUAAAAGUCUUAUCAAUGAAUUCGCGUCUAAAAUGAGGUUCAAAGAAGCUAUCGUUAUUUUUCAAAAAAUGUCCGGUGAGACAUGGCCAGAUAGACUGAACUACACGAUACGAAUAAAGGACGACUUCGGGAUCAACUCGUACGAGAGCCUCGAUGUCAAUCCUGGACCACAUAGAAUGUUUGGUAUAAAAUACGAGACGUUCAUGCGUAUCCAGUGGGCGAUCGACACGAGCUAUCUCAAACUGCUGACCAGCACUGAAGUUACUCAGGAACUUACGACACAAGAGUUCCCGUACUAUCAGUCUCAGAACAAUGAGAGUAUAGGUAUCGUCUGCUUGCUUAUGAAGACGGUCUGCUGGAUAUCCAUGAUGCUGCCCUUCAUAUUCCUCAUGGGCCGGCUCCUGCAAGAACGUGCCACCGGCAUACAGGAACUGAUAAAAAUGGUGGGAGUUUCUCAAAACAUUCUAGGGUUAUCACACUUCCUAAACGUGUUGCUGAGCGGGCUAGUAUUCUCUAUCGGAGGUACCAUACUACUGAAGACGACCUCCAACCCUCUCAUCAACAACUCCAACGGAUUCCUCAUAUUCCUGAUGCUGCUUCUCUACUUCAACACUAUCAUGGCCAUGGCCUUUGUCUGCAGCUACGUUUCGAAAGGAAGUAAGUCGAUUUUUGCCUCCCUUCGCUGAGCCUAAGUAAUUUACCGUAAUCACUAAAA
Molecule: messenger RNA, 1375 nt
Organism: Spodoptera litura
Lineage: Eukaryota; Metazoa; Arthropoda; Insecta; Lepidoptera; Noctuidae
Product: phospholipid-transporting ATPase ABCA3-like
Biological process (GO): lipid transport; transmembrane transport
Cellular component (GO): membrane; intracellular membrane-bounded organelle
Molecular function (GO): ABC-type transporter activity; lipid carrier activity; ATP binding
Source: RefSeq, a predicted model, not a curated record